Molecule: messenger RNA, 1281 nt
Organism: Bombus pyrosoma
Lineage: Eukaryota; Metazoa; Arthropoda; Insecta; Hymenoptera; Apidae
Gene: amx
Product: TM2 domain-containing protein almondex
Exons: 5
Coding region: 263-973 (236 amino acids)
Source: RefSeq, a predicted model, not a curated record
AACGAACGUGUGCAAAAAGUCCGAGAUCAUUAGUUUUUAGAUCACAAUGCUUUGUUUUGAUUAAGAGCAAAUUCGAUCAUUUUUUAUCUAUAGCUAAUUCUAAGACUGGUUUUUAAUUAUCAGUAGGAGUAAAAUUUUAUUCAGAUUUCGAACGGGCUACUAGAAUGAACAGAAUUAUGAUUUUCUAUACAUAAAUAAGUAAAAGAUUAUCGAAUUUCUGUAUACGUGGAGCAUUCGUUUGAUUAAUUAAAUAGUAUUCAUAAUGAAUGUUGUUCGUAUUAAUUCGAGAAAUGUGAUUUUUAUUCUUCUGGCGAUUUUCUCGACUACUGCCAAGCAGGCUCAUAUGGGUUAUGAUCAUGAGAGUGCAAUCAAAUAUGCACAAAAAGAAGCUAAUGUAAACUCAACACCAGCUUACACUAGUACAAAGGAAGAAAUUAUAAGACUAUGUCCAAAUGGCAUUGCUUGUUCAGAAUUAAGUGGAGAUUGUUUAAAAUGUGAUUUAAAUCCCAAUUGUGUAUAUGGUGCUGUAUAUGUAGCUAAUUGUUCUGUUUUAGAGAAUAUUGAUUGUGUUGGUGAACAAUUCUUUCAAAAGAAGUAUAUAUGUCGUUACUGCUAUCAAACAGACCAUUGGGAGCAUGAAUGUCAACAUAAGAAUUCAUGUAGCUCUAUAGCAUCUCCACGACAGUAUUAUAGGACAAAUUGUACAGUAAAAGAUGAUAUAUUAUGUCUUGGAAGGCGUAGGUUUAUGAAAAAUUUAUUAUGCAAUUGGACUGUGGGAUAUCGUUGGUCUGUUGCUUUAUUCUUGAGCAUCACUUUAGGAGGAUUUGGUGCCGAUCGAUUUUAUUUAGGUCAUUGGCAAGAAGGAAUUGGUAAAUUGUUUAGUUUUGGAGGACUUGGAGUAUGGACAUUAAUUGAUGUGAUGCUUAUAUCUAUGAGAUAUUUAGGUCCAGCAGAUGGAUCAUUAUAUGUUUAAAUAGAUGUAAUAAUAAGUAUAUUGUACAUAGAAAUAGUAAAAUUUAUAAUUUUAUAAGUUAUAGAUUUAAGUAAUUGGAUUUAUUGGUUAUUCAAUCAGUAUCUAGAAAAAGUGGAAUUUUUACCUAUCACUUUCAAAAGAACUGAAUUAUUAUGUGAUAUAUAAAUGAAACAUUAAGUAGAAGCCUUUCGCGAGCAUAGAAAAGAUUAUGGUAUUGUCUAAUUUGUAUAAUAUUCUGAAUAGUUAAUAUAAUUUCAAAAUUAUUAAUGUACAUUUUAACUUGUGCAAUAAAACGGUAUUUUAUUGUA